AUGGCAUUGUUGCGUAAACUUUUAUCCAAGAAGCUGCCAGAAAACCUUGUGUUUGUCUUCGAAAGAAUUUAUGUCUUUGACUGCUGUUUCACCACUGGAGCUUGGGAACAAGAUUAUAAAGCUUAUGUGGGUAAAGUAAUAACUCAACAAAAGGAAAUGUACCCUGAAUGUUCAAUCAUGAUUCUUGAUUUCCGGGAGGCAGAUGAAGAAAACAGGAUUGCAUCUGCUUUGGCAGACUAUGAUCAUAUUACCAUAAUGGACUAUCCUCGCCAUUACGAAGGUUGUCCAUUGCUCUCAUUGGAGGUGAUCCACCAUUUUUUAAAAUCAACAGAAAGCUGGCUCUCAGUUGCGCAGCAAAACAUUCUUAUAAUGCAUUCGGAGAUUGGUGGUUGGCCGGUUUUGGCUCUCAUGGCGGCCGCUCUCGCACUUUACAGAAAAUAUUUCACCGUUGAGACCAAGGCCUUGGAGAUUGUUUAUAAGCAGGCUCCUAUUGCGUUAUCCAAUAUGUCACCAAUUAAUCCUAUGCCUUCUCAAUUGAGGUACUUACAGUAUGUGUCAAGGAGGAAUGCUAAUGCUGCUGACUCAGAAUGGCCUCCUGCAGACAAGGCACUUACUUUGGAUUGUGUUAUAAUGAGAAUGAUUCCGGAUUUUGAUGGAAAAGGUGGUUGCUGCCCUGUGUUUAGGAUUUAUGGGCGCGAUCCUUUGUUGCAUGUUGAUAAAACUCCCAAACUUCUAUUCUCAACGCCAAGGAGACGAAAGAAUAUUCGGUACUACAAUCAGGCAGAUAGUGAACUUGUUAAAAUUGAUAUUAAUUGCCAUGUCCAAGGUGAUGUUGUGCUUGAGUGUAUUAGCUUACAUGAUGACAUGGUGAAAGAAAAAAUCAUGUAUCGUGCCAUAUUCAACACAGCAUUCAUUAAAUCAAACAUGUUGAUACUUAGUCGCGAUGAAAUCGACAUACAUUGGGAUGCUAAGGAUCAGUUCCAUAAAGAUUUCAGAGCUGAGCUUCUUUUCUCAGAAAUGGACCCCUCAACUUCAAUGGUUCCAGUAGAUUUGUCUUGUUUUGAGGAAGAAGGGCUCCCAGUGGAAGCAUUUGCUAAAGUUCAAGAUAUGUUUGGCAGUGGGGAUUGGCUUGUUCCUAAAAGUGAUGAUGCAUUAAACAGGCUGCACCAGAUGCCUUUGUCCGAUGUUGUUAAUGAAAUGUUGGAAACAAGUUAUCAAAGAACUGAAUCCAGAAACUUGCUUCAAACACUAACAAAAAGAAACAAUAAUCAGGAUAAGGAAAUCACUGUCGGGCCUAGAAGUAUUUCCCUUCCCAGACAAUUGCCAUCAUCAUCAACACAAUCACCCACAGAUGCUUCUAAGAAGUCUCUAUCUCUUUCAUCAUCCAUGCCACCUCAUAUAAUCUUGACAUGUGCACAUCCUUCUCUUUCUGAGAAACUACGCGAAACAGCAGCUGCUGCAUCUUCUCCUCCUCUUCCACCACCAGAUGGUAAGGCUAAUGCGCCUCCUCCACCGCCACCACCACUUCCAAAUAAGGCAGGUGGAGCACCUCCACCCCCUCCUCCUAAUGCAGGGGGUGGACCUCCUCCUCCACCGCCACCAGCCCCACCUGCACCAAAAGCACCAGCACCGCCAGCGCCUCCCCCACCAAAACCCAAGGCAGCACCACCACCCCCUCCUCCAGCUGCUCCUUCUUCUAAUGGAAAUGCGAAAGGAGGCGCUCCACCACCUCCUCCGCCAGGUCUUUCAAAAGAAUCUGGUGUGGCUGCUCCGUCUCCACCACCUCCAACUAAGGGACGCGCUCUAUCAAGGACAAGUGCGGUGAAAUCUCAACCGACAAAGAAACUGAAGCCUUUACAUUGGUCAAAGAUUAAUAAACCAGCACAAGGAAGCAUGUGGGCUGAAUCACAAAAACAUGGUGAAGCUUCAAGAGCACCAGAGAUUGAUAUGUCGGAACUUGAGAAUCUCUUCUCUGCAUCCAAUCCAAAUGCAGAUAAGGCUGCAAAACUAAAGACUGGAGCAGCUAAUAAACCAGAAAAAAUAUCCUUGAUUGAACACAGGCGUGCAUACAACUGUGAGAUCAUGCUUUCAAAGGUGAAGACACCAUUGAAUGAAUUGAUGGAUGCUGUCCUUGCUUUAGAUGAAGCAGAGAUGGAUCUUGAAAGAGUGGAUAACCUUAUUAAGUUCUGUCCUACCAAGGAGGAGAUGGAACAAAUUAAGGGAUUUAAAGGAGAUAAGGAGCUUUUGGGCAAAUGUGAACUGUUCUUUAUGGAGCUGAUGAAAGUUCCGCGUUCAGAAGCUAAACUCAGGGUUUUCUCUUAUAAGAUACAGUUUAGUACACAGGUUUCAGAUCUUAGUAAGAGCCUAAACUACGUGUUUUUGUCAGUAGAACAGGUCAGGAGUUCUGUAAAGUUAAGAAGAGUCAUGCAGACGAUUCUUUCUCUUGGGAAUGCUUUGAAUCAGGGAACUGCAAGAGGUUCGGCUGUUGGGUUCAGAUUGGAUAGCAUCCUCAAACUUAAUGAAACACGAGCCAGAAACAACAAAAUGACACUGAUGCAUUAUCUUUGUAAGGUGCUUGCAGACAAACUACCUGAACUCCUGGAUUUUUCCAAGGAACUUGGCAGUUUGGAACCUGCAUCAAAGAUACAACUUAAAUUGUUGGCAGAAGAAAUGCAAAGUAUUACCAAAGGACUUGAGAAAGUAAUCCAUGAAAAGAAACUUUGUAAAAAAGAUGGACAUGUGUCUAAACGCUUUCGGAAGUCUCUGAAGAAAUUUCUAUCUUCUGCGGAAAGUGAAGUUAAGGCCCUCGCUACGCAGUAUUCUGGGGUGGGUAAAAGUGUGGACGGUUUAAUUCUUUACUUUGGAGAAGAUCCUGCUAAAUGCCCAUAUGAACAAGUCAUUUCGACGUUGCUCUCGUUUGUGAGAAUGUUUAAUCAUGCCCAUGAAGAAAACCUCCAGCAAAUAGAAGCGGAAAAGAAGAAGGCACAGAAGGAAGCUGAACAGGAAAAGUUAAAACUACAAAAUCAAGCCAGAAAGGAGUCAGAAGUAUUAAGAAAUAACAAUGAGGAGUCGGAACAAAAGGAGUCUGAACUAAUAAGAAAAACUCCUAUCAAAAAUGCAGAUUAAUUGUUAUUUCUUUAUUCCCUCUUCAAUACAUAUGGCAGCAAUAUAAGCGUGUACUGUAAAUACACGGUGCCUGUAUCUAACCAAGGAGCAUGAAUGUCUGAAAUGUAUAGUUGUAUAAUACCACAGCUUUUGCUGCAACUGAGAGUGCUGGCUGGAGCAUCAUUGGACUGAAGUGAAGACAAAUGGGCACAAGUUGGCAGCUUGUAAAUAUAUAGGAAUCUUAGUGUUGUUGAAGCCAAAAUUGUAAGAUGGUUUGCCCUUCUAUAGAGAGAAAUUGCUGGCAAUAUAUCUUGAUAGAGAGUCAUAUAUAAUAACCUUUAGUUUACACACACGUUGCAAGUUAUAGGAAACGUUGUAACGAUUUUUGGUUGAUUGGUGUAGCAAGCAAGCGGUUUUCUUAUAUCUUUUGCAAUUUGAUUGAUUCUUUUGAGACCAUUCUUAGUAGGUUUUAGUGGGAUAGCAUCUUAGAUCAACAAUAUAUGUAAAACAUAACU
Molecule: messenger RNA, 3620 nt
Organism: Helianthus annuus (common sunflower)
Lineage: Eukaryota; Viridiplantae; Streptophyta; Magnoliopsida; Asterales; Asteraceae
Product: formin-like protein 18
Exons: 18
Coding region: 1-3126 (1041 amino acids)
Source: RefSeq, a predicted model, not a curated record